CACGACUGGUGUGUGUGUCCAUUCUGCACACGUUGAUCGGCGGGCAUGGGAGUCCUGUCGGCACUGCGCAAGUACCAAGUCCUCGCGACGUCGUCGGCGGCGGCAUCUGUCCCGCUGCCAGAUGUGAACCCGGAAGAUCUCUCGUCCAACUCGUUGGUGGAAGCCGUGGAAGCCAUCGAGAAAGCGCGCAAGGAGCUCCCGAACCCUGGGUUGUACGAGAACAUUCUCGGCGAAGUCAAGUCGGUCUUGAUGCCUGGUACGUUUGAAGGCUUUCGCUUCGACUUGCAGCGCGGCUUGGGCCAGCGCUUUGCCGUGAACCAUGCGCUUCUCCUCGGCAACCCCAUGAUUCCAGGUGGCGUGUACCAAUUCGGCGCGACUUGUGUCCUGGGCGACGGAUCGGACCCCAUGCUCCUCCGCGGGAACGUCUCGCACGACGGUUCCGUCGACGCGCGGUGGCACACGAAGCUCGGCGACGCACUCAAGAUGCGCGCGCAAGCACAACUCAAGCACGAAGCGCAUGCGUCGCAAGCGAUGGUGGACUUGGACUACACUGGCAAGGACUUUACUGCCAACGUCAAGGUGGCCAACGGCCUGCUGCUGGGCGUGAGCUACCUGCAGAGCGUCACCCGCGACGUUGCGAUUGGCGGCGAAGGGUACUAUUACGGCAAGCACCGCAAGACGAUUGCGUCGUAUGUGGCCAAGUACAGCGACCCGAGUGGCAAGUGGAGCGGCAUCGGCACGUACGGCAGCCAGGGCACGUACCAGCUGCACUACCUCCGAAAGGUGUCGGAUCGCGUCCGCCUCGCGACGGAACUUGUGUACAACCACGCGUCGGGCGAGUCGCAGUCGUCGUUUGGCGUUGAAGUCGACCUCCGACAGACGCGGUUUGUGAGCAGCUUGGACCAGACAUUCAAGCUCGCGACCGCGUUGGAGUGCAAGGUGUUGCCGCAGCUCAUGCUGCUCCUGUCCGCGGAAGGCACUCCCGCGAACGACGACCUCAAGUUUGGCUACGGCUUUCAAUUUUACAUGUAGAAAAAAGAGUUUAAAAAAUACCAGGGGUAGCAUCGACGACAACGCAGAGAGACACUCGAUGCAUCAUUCCAAACGAACCGCAACCCACCACGUGGACCAGCCACGGCUUGCGCGCCGGGUCGCAGAGGUUGCUAGUGGCGGCUCGAACCAUGACUGUGUCG
Molecule: messenger RNA, 1193 nt
Organism: Aphanomyces invadans
Lineage: Eukaryota; Oomycota; Saprolegniomycetes; Saprolegniales; Verrucalvaceae
Exons: 2
Coding region: 46-1032 (328 amino acids)
Biological process (GO): protein import into mitochondrial matrix
Cellular component (GO): mitochondrial outer membrane translocase complex; mitochondrial outer membrane
Molecular function (GO): transmembrane protein transporter activity
Source: RefSeq, a predicted model, not a curated record